AUGGCCCGUCGUCCCGCGAGAUGUUACCGCUACUGCAAGAACAAGCCCUACCCUAAGUCCCGGUUCAACCGUGGUGUUCCCGACCCCAAGAUCCGUAUCUUCGAUCUGGGACGUAAGAAGGCCAACGUCGAUGACUUCCCUCUUUGCGUUCACCUCGUCUCCAACGAGUACGAGCAGCUGUCCUCCGAGGCCCUCGAAGCCGCCCGUAUCUGUGCCAACAAGUACCUCGUGAAGAUCGCCGGUAAGGAAGGUUUCCACCUCCGUGUCCGUGUGCACCCCUUCCACGUCAUUCGUAUCAACAAGAUGUUGUCUUGCGCCGGUGCCGAUCGUCUCCAGACCGGUAUGCGUGGUGCCUUCGGUAAGCCCCAGGGUACCGUUGCCCGUGUGAACAUUGGCCAGAUCAUUCUGUCCGUCCGCACCCGUGACACCAACCGUGCUGCUGCCAUCGAGGCUCUCCGCCGCUCCAUGUACAAGUUCCCCGGUCGCCAAAAGAUCAUCGUCUCCAAGAACUGGGGUUUCACUCCCGUCCGCCGCGAGGACUACGUCCAGCUCCGCCAGGAGGGCAAGCUCAAGCAGGAUGGUGCCUACGUCCAGUUCCUGCGUGGCCACGGUCUCAUCGAGGAGAACAUGAAGCGUUUCCCCGACGCCUACGAGAACGUUUCUCAGGCUUAG
Molecule: messenger RNA, 672 nt
Organism: Aspergillus niger
Lineage: Eukaryota; Fungi; Ascomycota; Eurotiomycetes; Eurotiales; Aspergillaceae
Product: 60S ribosomal protein uL16
Exons: 3
Coding region: 1-672 (223 amino acids)
Biological process (GO): ribosomal large subunit assembly; translation
Cellular component (GO): ribosome; cytosolic large ribosomal subunit
Molecular function (GO): structural constituent of ribosome
Source: RefSeq, a predicted model, not a curated record